AGAAUCCUAGAAAUUAUAGUAAUUGAAUAUAUUUUAAUUAAAUUUUUGUUAUUAAAUAUAUACCAUACUUCAUUUAUAUGACUCCAACUUUUUAAUCCUAUCACACAUUAUAUAGUGCCAAAAAAUACCUGAAAUACUUUAAACAAAAGAAUUAUUUUAUUUGUCAUCAUUAUAUAUAUAUAUUUUCUCAUUCAAUCUGUUAUUUUAAAAAUAUAAUUAUUAUGCACAAAUAGUAAUUUGUAUAAUUUCUAUCGAGUCUAAAUUCAUUCAGAGUAUUAUUCGUAGUUUCAGCCUCAUCGCAACUCAGGCGAUUUUAUUUAUAAAAUCUUUUUUCUCCAGGGACAAAGUUCAAACAUUUUAAAUUUUUCUCUUAAAAUAACUAUGCUUUAUUUCCAAUGCACAAUGUAAAAUUGAUCAUUCAUAUUGGACAAGUUUACAAGAACGAAUUAAAGUCCCUGUUAGGUGUAAUGAAAACUUACUAUAAAUCGUUUAGUUACGAACUUCACUUGCUACACAUUUGAAUUUUGAACUUGAUACGUGAUAACGUGUGUGCAACGGUUACAGCAAUAAGAAUGUCGAAUUAAUCGUAGACUAUUUAAAUAUUUUUUCAAAGUAACCGUGGUUAGAUUUUUCUGAUCACCAAUCAUCAUGAAAUCUAUGAAUUCAAGACCACCUGUUGCAUCACGAAAACAUGCUAACCGUCUAAAAUGUGAUAACGAGACAUCUAAAGAACCCGUCAAAGUUUAUUGUCGUUUAAGACCAAUGAUUCAUCCUAACGACAUAUCGUGUAUAAAUAUCAUUUCUGAUACAAGCUUAAUUAUUACAUCACCAGAAUCUGUAAUAAACAUUCGUACUGCAAACAGAGCUAUUCAAACAUCUUUCAGUCACGUUUUUGACGCCAAUUCUUCUCAGAAAGAAGUAUUCGAUUGUGUUGCUUUACCAUUGAUAGAAAAUCUUGUUAAUGGUAAAAAUAAUUUACUGUUUACAUAUGGGGUGACUGGAAGUGGUAAAACAUACACUAUGUCUGGUAAUCCCAAUGAUCCCGGCAUCAUGCCUCGUACUUUGGAUGUUAUCUUUAAUAGUAUAGCAACUUGCCAGGCCAAGAAGUUUCUCUUUAAACCGGAUAAGUUGAAUGGAUUUGACAUUCAAUCUGAAGCUGAUGCACUAUUAGAUAGACAAAAUGACCUUCAAAGAUUUGUAAUAGCUCAGAAUGGAAAGACUCCUAGAAUGCGAAAACCAGAUAAUGAGAAUAACUUCAAUGAGAAUAUUGUGACACAAAAUAGCAACUCGCAAAUUAUAUUCAUUGAUGAGGAUAAUGUAUAUGCAGUGUUUAUAACUUAUGUUGAAAUUUAUAAUAACAGUGUAUAUGAUUUAUUGGAUGAUAAUGAAGGAAAAGUAAAAACUUUACAGAGUAAAAUUAUUCGUGAAGAUGGAAACAGGAACAUGUAUAUUCAUGGAUGUACAGAAGUAGAAGUUAAAAGUUCAGAGGAAGCAUUUGAAGUAUUCCAACGUGGUCAACACAAAAGACAUGUUGCAUACACAGCUCUUAAUGCUGAAUCAAGUAGAUCUCACAGUGUUUUCACUAUAAGACUUGUACAGGCACCAUUAGAUAGGGAAGGUGAACAAGUUGUUCAAGAUAAACGAGUCAUUUGCAUCAGUCAGUUAUCCUUAGUAGAUUUAGCUGGAAGUGAACGUACAAAUCGUUCCAAAAAUACUGGUCAACGUCUUAGAGAAGCAGGAAAUAUAAAUAAUUCAUUAAUGACGCUGCGAACAUGCUUGGAAAUACUUCGUGAAAAUCAAACCCAGAAUACAAACAAAAUAGUUCCCUAUCGAGAUUCCAAAGUGACGCACCUUUUUAAGAAUUAUUUUGAUGGUGAAGGAACUGUGAGAAUGAUCGUUUGUGUUAAUCCUAGAGUUGAUGACUAUGACGAAACUAUACAAGUUGUGAAGUUUGCAGAAGUCAGUCAAGAAGUGCAAAUUACAAAUUCUGCAACUCCGAAAGUAAAUCUAGGAUAUGUACCCGGUAGAAAACAAGCCAACAAACUAUUUAAGGAGGCAAAGAAUAGAUUGGAGUGUGCCGGUCAUGCGGGUGCCGGUGACUUAGAAGUCGAUUUAGGUUUAGUAUAUAGUCUUGGAGGUCCAUUCCCAGAAAUGAAUUUAUCCAGUCCACACAAUGAUGAAAUUAUUACUACGUUGAUGCGCUUCUUGGAAAUGCGUAUUCAGAAACGAAACGUCUUACAAGAUGAUUUGAAACAGAAACAAAAUAACUUCAGAAAUAUGUUGGUAAAAAUAGAGCGCGAGAACGUAUCGCUCAAAAUCGAAAAUUCCGCGCUGAAAGCAUCGAGUGACCAACAAAAGAAAAAAAUAUCUACUUUAGAAGCUCAUAUUUGUAAGACGGAAGCCCAUAUCGAUACUUUAUUGUAUAGAUUAAAUAGCGCGAAUGAUAUAAUCAGACACAUGAAACAAGAAUUAAAGAACAAGGACAUGAUAAUAAAUCAACGUGAAAUAGAUAAACUGAGAGUUAAGGAAAAAUACAACAGUAAAAUUCAAGUGGAAACCGACAAAAUGGGCAAGGAAUUAGAAAGUAAACUACGUCGUCAACGUGAACUUCUUCAGUGCCAAAUGAAGGAGAAAGAGGACAAACUGAAAUUAAUGAAACAGAUAUUAGUAAAUAAUAAUGAUGAAAUCACGAAAGAUGAAGAACCUAAGGAAAUAAUUUCAGGAACAAGUGAUAUAGAAAUUCCUACGUCAUCCAAAGUUGCAAGUAGUCCAAGCUGUUCCUCAGAAACUAUGUCUUGUAUGACAGUUACUCCAAAAAUAAGCGCGAAGUCUGCAUCUACUAUUCAGUUUAAAGAUAAUGACAUGACAAUUACUCCAAAAAUUACUCCGAAACCUACGUCUAUUGUUGAGUUUGGAGAUAAUAAUAAUGUCCGAGAAAGAAUUCCAGUAGUAAAUCUGCGAUACAGGCGGUCUCAAAGUGCAGAGAGAUGGAUCGAUCAUCGGCCUCCUGGUUUAGUUCCAGUUGGAACCAUUUUCCAACCUCUUAUGCGACAUAAAUUAAGUGUUACACAAUUGACAGAUCCGAAGGACAUAACAGAUAGAGCAUCCAGAUAUUGCCUCGUUGCGCAGGAGCAGGAUGUGGACGGUGAACUUGAAACUAAACUUUAUAAAGGUGAUAUACUACCAACAAGUGGAGGAGGUGCGCAAGUUGUAUUUAAUGACAUGGAACAUUUAAAACAAGUAUCACCUGUUGUAAGCAGAAAACGUAGCGUUUUUUUAAGUCCAGAAAAUAAAGAUUUCGUUUCACAAAAAGAAUGUUGCGGUUCGGAAGAAAAUUAUUCGAAGAAACCACGCGUUUAGCUUCAUCAAGAUAACUUUUGUAUGCGUUAUUUUGCUUAUGAAACAUUGCAAAAAUAUGUUUCAUAAAUAAGAUAAAAUACAUAAUAUGUAUGUAAAAACCAAAGUUGCGAAGAGGUGAAAUUCUCUUCGAUCUCGUUAUGCAAUAACAAAAAGUACAAAUCAAUUAUAAGUAUAUAAACUUAUGUUUAUUAUAUCUUUGUUUAAUUUGACAACGAAAUAUAUAUUUUCUGUUACCGAGUUAGAUUAAUUUUAAUAAUAGGAAAAUAAGUUAAUUGUUUAUAGUUUAAAGUAUAUUGUUGCGAAAGCUAUUUCUUACUAAAAGACUAAUUACUGUGCAGCUUAUAAAAUAAAAUUCAACAUAUUCCUUCCUAAUAUCUUUUUUUAUUUAUAAUUCCUUAUCGUGUUAAAUGUCCAUUUAUUUCCCGUGGCUUCUACAACACAGACUCUGUGAAUAAUACAAACGUUAGGAUAACAGAAGCCUGGACGUGUAUUGCCAACAGCAAAGUAGUGAAUAUAUAUAU
This is a messenger RNA of Hylaeus anthracinus, 3881 nucleotides long. RefSeq names its product kinesin-like protein KIF23. Gene Ontology annotation, biological process: microtubule-based movement. The coding region runs from base 649 to 3360 and encodes 903 amino acids. Gene Ontology annotation, cellular component: nucleus; kinesin complex; microtubule. NCBI's taxonomy places the organism in Eukaryota, Metazoa, Arthropoda, Insecta, Hymenoptera, Colletidae. Gene Ontology annotation, molecular function: microtubule binding; microtubule motor activity; ATP binding. The transcript has 15 exons. The record is from RefSeq and is a predicted model, not a curated record.